Messenger RNA from Amyelois transitella, 713 nucleotides. It is a transcript of the gene mRpS23, whose product is annotated as small ribosomal subunit protein mS23. NCBI's taxonomy places the organism in Eukaryota, Metazoa, Arthropoda, Insecta, Lepidoptera, Pyralidae. The coding region runs from base 155 to 640 and encodes 161 amino acids. The transcript is spliced from 3 exons. Gene Ontology annotation, cellular component: mitochondrion; ribosome. The record is from RefSeq and is a predicted model, not a curated record. Gene Ontology annotation, molecular function: structural constituent of ribosome. Gene Ontology annotation, biological process: translation.
AGUGACAUUGACAAUGACAAAAUUCGGUAAGAUACAUAACCUCGAAAAUACUCGAAAUAUUUACAAAUUUGAUUUCUGUUUUCUACUAUCGUAACGUAAAAUAAUAAAAUUUAAAGCUUUUGAAUUGCAAAUAUUAAACUAUACAUAAUAAAUAAUGGCAAGUAGCCGAUUAGAGAGAAUUGGAACCAUUUUGACGAGAGUGGAAGGACUUAUGAAACAUGGAGGGAUAAAACCGGAUGAUAGACCACUUUGGUUCGACGUCUACAGAGCUUUCCCGCCCAUCACAGAACCAAAGUUUGCCAGACCCAAACCUGAAAUCAAGCCAAUCAGACAGAUUCUUUACAAAGAAGAUAUUAUUCGAGCGGAAUUCCACUCCAUGGGUCACGGUACCGGAGCAGUAAACAUGCUCAUCCCAGGUGGAGAGACACAAACGAAACGGCUAUUGCAUCAAUAUGAAAAGCUGAAAUCGGAAGGAGUUCCCGAAGAGGAACUGAUACAGAAAUCUGCCGCCAUCGUAGAGUCUGAUCGGCAAGAAGCUAUCGCGGCAAGGUCGAGCAAAAUUGUCGCGAAGAAUCCAGAAUCUGCUACCGCCAAAGUACUCGCUGAAGCAGACUUGAAAAAUAUCUUUGAGGAGAAAUAAAAUGUGCACUUAGUCAGAAUGAGAUGUUGUAACUAGAUUAAUUUAAAUAAUAUAGAAUGUUAUGUAAUUUUUA